CCCGCUUCAUGUUUGAGGGGCGUGAGAUCAAGCUGGACCCGACCUGCGCCGCCUUCAUCACCAUGAACCCCGGCUACGCAGGCCGUACCGAGCUGCCCGACAACCUGAAGGCUCUCUUCAGGCCCUUUGCCAUGAUGGUGCCGGACUAUGGUCUGAUUGCAGAGGUGAUCCUGUACUCUGAAGGGUUUGAGUCGUCCCGCCCCCUUGCUAAGAAGAUGGUACAGAUGUACAAGCUGUGCUCCGAGCAGCUGUCCCAGCAGGACCAUUAUGACUUCGGAAUGAGAGCUGUCAAGUCUGUCCUGGUCAUGGCAGGGUCCCUAAAGAGAGAAAACCCUGACAAACCCGAGGACGUUGUACUGAUUCGAGCCUUGCGCGACUCAAAUUUGCCAAAAUUCCUGAAAAACGACGCCCAGCUUUUCCAGGCCAUUCUGCAAGACUUGUUCCCUGGUGUAGAAAUCCCUGAGCACGACUACGGCCAACUGCAAGCAUCAAUUCAAGAGAGCAUUGAAGCUAGGAACUGCCAGCCUCUGCCGCCUUUUGUGAAGAAAGUCAUCCAGCUGUUCGAGACGAUGCUUGUGCGUCACGGCGUGAUGUUGGUGGGACCGACUGGUGGAGGAAAGACGACUGUUUUACACUCCCUGGCAGACACGCUGGGGAAACUGAAAGAACUCGAUCUGGGUAACCCUCAGUACCAGCCUGUCAGGUUGUACACGCUGAACCCCAAGUCCAUCACCAUGGGUGAGCUGUACGGAGAGGUGGACCCACUUACACUGGAGUGGAAGGAUGGACUCAUGGGCAUCUGUGUAAGGGAAGCAUCAAGUGACACCACUGAUGACCACAAGUGGGUGAUCUGUGACGGCCCUGUUGACGCUCUGUGGAUUGAGAACAUGAACACCGUGCUGGACGACAACAAGAUGCUGUGUCUGGCCAACAGCGAGCGCAUCAAGCUUUCCCCCUGGAUCCACAUGGUGUUUGAAGUGCAGGACUUGGCUGUGGCCUCGCCUGCCACUGUCAGCAGAUGUGGCAUGGUGUAUGUGGACCCUGAUGAGCUGAGAUGGAGGCCCUACGUACAGAAAUGGAUGGCAGAACGAGGGGCCAAGUUCAAGGAGGAGACCCAGGCGUACAUCAUGGAUCUGUUUGACCAGUAUGUGGAGAAGGGUCUGCAGUUUGUCAACAAGAAGUGUGUGCAGGCCAUUAAUCAGGUUGACAUCAGUAAGGUGAAUACCCUAUGCUGCCUGUUAGAGUCCCUCCUAUUGGUUGGGAAGGAGGUAGACCUGAAGCAGGACCCUACCAAGCUCCACCCCCUCAUCUGUACUGUGUUUGUGUUCUGCUACCUGUGGUCGGUGGGAGGGAAUCUGCUGGAGCAGUAUUUUGAUGCAUUUGAGACCUUUGUGCGACAACAGAUGGAGGACAACCCUGAUGCCAAGCUGUAUGCCGGAGGUGACUUGUGGAGUUGCUUCAUUGAUUUUGACUCCAAACGGAUGGACAUCUGGGAGAAGAGAGUCCCAGUCUUCAACUACUCCGCCGAGGUUCCGUUUUUUGAUAUCCUGGUUCCCACCAUCGAUACAGUACGCUUUGGUUACCUGCUGGAGAAACUGCUGGAUGUGGGAAGAUCAGUGCUGUACACCGGAACCACUGGUGUUGGCAAGUCUGUGAUUGCCCGAGCCAUUCUGAAUGACCUGGCUGAGCCUAAAAGCUACGUGCCCGUCACCAUCAACUUCUCAGCACAGACCAGCAGUAAACGCACACAGGAGAUUGUGGAGGGAAAACUGGAGAAGAAGAGGAAGAACAUUCUUGGUGCACCAAUCAACAAGAAGGUUGUCAUCUUCAUUGAUGACCUGAACAUGCCCAAGUUGGACACCUAUGGCUCACAGCCACCCAUUGAACUCCUGAGACAGUACCAGGACUUUGGGGGCUUCUAUGAUAGGGAGAAACUCUUCUGGAAAGAAAUCAAGGACGUGACGUUGUGUGCGGCUUGUGCCCCUCCUGGCGGAGGUCGUAACCCUGUGACCCCUCGCCUGAUUCGCCACUUUAGCAUGCUGUGUCUGCCGUCACCUUCAGAGCACAGCCUCAAGCACAUCUUCAAGGCCAUCCUGUCUGGCUUCUUGAAGGACUUCCCAGCUCCGGUCAAACAGAGUGUUGAGUCUGUUGUCUCUGCUGCUGUGGAGAUCUACGAACGGCUCAGCACAGAUCUGCUCCCAACCCCGGCCAAAUCCCACUACGUCUUCAACCUCAGGGAUCUGUCCAAGUGUAUCCAAGGCAUCCUGCAGAGUGAUGCCAGUACCAUCCGUGAACAGCUUCACAUCUUCCGACUCUUCUGCCACGAGUGUCAGCGAGUCUUCCACGAUCGACUCAUCAAUGAAGAGGACAAACUGUUCUUCAACACUAUCCUGUCAGAAAUGUCAUCCAAGCAUUUUGGACAGAAUGUUGAACCAGAGACAUUUGUUAACAACCCAAUCAUCUUUGGAGACUUCAUCAAGAUGGGCGCACCGAAGAACGACCGUCAGUAUGAGGAGUUGAGUGACAUGAAGAAGCUGAAGAACGUCUUGAGCGACUACUUAGACGACUACAACAUGUCCUCCUCCAAGGAGAUGAAGCUGGUGUUCUUCGUGGACGCCAUCCAGCACGUGUCCCGUAUCGUCCGCAUGAUCCGCCAGGAGCGCGGGAACGCCCUUCUGGUGGGGGUGGGGGGCACGGGGAAGCAGUCGCUGACUCGCCUCGCCUGCCACAUCUGCGGCUACAACUGCUUCCAGAUCGAGCUCAGCAGGGGGUACAACUACGACGCCUUCCACGAGGAUCUGAAGAAGUUGUACGACAUGGCUGGUCUGAAGGGGGAGAACACAGUCUUCCUCUUCACUGACACACAGAUCGUUGUAGAAGAGUUCCUCGAGGACAUCAACAACAUCUUGAACUCAGGAGAGGUUUGUAGCACCAACAACAAGUUUUAAACUUGGUUGCAAUGA
Messenger RNA from Branchiostoma floridae (Florida lancelet), 2963 nucleotides. RefSeq names its product dynein heavy chain 6, axonemal-like. The transcript has 14 exons. Gene Ontology annotation, biological process: microtubule-based movement. The record is from RefSeq and is a predicted model, not a curated record. Gene Ontology annotation, molecular function: ATP binding; minus-end-directed microtubule motor activity; dynein light intermediate chain binding. Gene Ontology annotation, cellular component: dynein complex. Bases 9 to 2948 code for a protein of 979 amino acids. Lineage: Eukaryota; Metazoa; Chordata; Leptocardii; Amphioxiformes; Branchiostomatidae.